Messenger RNA from Colletotrichum siamense, 1767 nucleotides. RefSeq names its product L-sorbose 1-dehydrogenase (gene SDH-1). The record is from RefSeq and is a predicted model, not a curated record. Gene Ontology annotation, molecular function: oxidoreductase activity, acting on CH-OH group of donors; flavin adenine dinucleotide binding. The coding region runs from base 1 to 1767 and encodes 588 amino acids. Lineage: Eukaryota; Fungi; Ascomycota; Sordariomycetes; Glomerellales; Glomerellaceae. The transcript has 6 exons.
AUGUUUUGGCCCUUCAUAAGUCGAUACCCAGAGCGUAGAGUCGCCGACGUGGCUGGCAAGAGCUACGACUACAUCAUAGUCGGGGGCGGAACAGCAGCAUGCGUGAUCGCCUCUCGACUCAGCGAAGACCCCAAUGUCAGCGUCCUCGUCAUAUCCAAGGGCAAAGUCAAGGACGACUGGUUGAAUAGCAUGCCCAUUGUUGGCAACGCAAGAGAAAACUACGGGUCCGACAUCGAUACCAUCCCUUCAGAACCCGACGAACAAUGGAGCGGCGUUCCGGUCAGAUACUUCGCAUCGCAGGCGCUCGGCGGAGCAUCCAUACACAACGGGCUGCAGUACACGCGCGGACCUCCCGCCAACUACAACCACUGGGCAGCUCUCGGCAACGACCAAUGGAGUUUCGAGAAGUGUGAGCCCUACUUUAAGAAGCUUGAGAAUGCCUCGUCUCAGCCCAAGGCGCCCUAUCGCGGUCAUAAUGGCCCAAUCCAUAUCAGACAAGACCCGUCCUUGAAUUCCGUCGAUAAGUAUAUCGAGGAAGCAGCAAAGGACAUGAAUUUGCCCGUGCGGAACGACAUCAACAACCCGAAUGCCCCGCCAGAAGCCUUAUUUGAGAUCGAGCACAUGAUCACUAAGACUGGACAUCGCAACUCCGCCCAGGUGGGCUAUCUGCCCAAGUCGCUUGUGCUGGGGCGCCAGGAAACCCUCACCAUUUGCAGCGGCGCCGUGGCCACGAGACUCCAAUUCAACCAAGAUGGAACAGAAGCAACCGGUGUAUACAUCUUGGAUCGCCUUGACCAAAAGUCGGCGAAAGAAUGUCUUGUCAGUGCAAAUAGGGAGGUCAUUGUCAGCUGCGGUGCCCUAUUCAGCCCCCAGUUUCUCAUGCUGAGUGGAAUUGGCCCCAAGGAACAGCUUGAACAACACAAGAUCCCCUUGGUGCGACACGUACCCGGAGUCGGAGCAAACCUCAACGACCACAUCGCCUUCAGCAUCGCCUUUCAAGUCCGCCUUGCUGAUUCUUAUAUCCGCCUACUCAACCCUCUCAUAGCCAUCUGGCACCUUCUUCUCUUCAUCUUCACGAAGACGGGCAUUUUCUCACGUUCAGGUGCUCGACUGUGCGCCUUUCUUUCCAGCGAGAAUAUCGACGAGAAGACCAUGACGCUGAAGCCACCCAAGGAUGCCUCCGAUGAGCAGCGCAGGAGGGAUCCGCAUCUUCCAGAGAACGCCCCCGAUGUGGAGCUUCUGUUCAUCAACGCGGCGUUCGACUAUGAGAGGGGAAAGGGGUACUGCGGCUUCCAGACGUGUCUCGUCCAGCCCUUUUCAAGGGGUCGGAUCGAAUUGGCGUCUUCAGAUCCCCUGGCCUUUCCCAAGUUUUACUCUCAGUUCCUCACGGAUCCGCGCGACUGGGCGGUGGCGCGAAAGGCAGCCCGUUUCGCGAUGAACUACGUCGAGACGUUCCGGAAAUCCAAGUAUCCUUUCAACUCCACCUGGCAUAUUGCUCCUGGAGUCCAGCGAGGAAGUAUGGAGGGCAGUUGGAAAGACGUGUCGGAUAAGGAGAUGGACAGGUUUCUCAGAGAGCGGCUGCUCAACUUCUAUCACCCGACCUCAACCUGCCAUAUGGGCUUAGAGAAGGAUGGCGCUGUCGUUGGCCAGGAUUUGAAGGUUCACGGGUUCAAGAAUCUGAGGGUCGCAGACGCGAGUGUGUUUCCGAUGGUCACCAGUGCCCACACCACGGCUCCAGUCUAUAUGGUUGCAGAGAGAUUUGCGUAG